This is a messenger RNA of Ciona intestinalis (vase tunicate), 2314 nucleotides long. RefSeq lists its product as uncharacterized. The record is from RefSeq and is a predicted model, not a curated record. Gene Ontology annotation, biological process: protein ubiquitination; rescue of stalled cytosolic ribosome. Lineage: Eukaryota; Metazoa; Chordata; Ascidiacea; Phlebobranchia; Cionidae. Gene Ontology annotation, molecular function: ubiquitin protein ligase activity; ribosome binding.
UUGACUGAAAUAGGAACUUCAUAUUUUAUUUGCGUACGAAAUAUCUUAACCAAUUGUUUUUCAUCGAAUAAAACAACCGUGUACAGUCUCAGAUUGAUUGUAUUAAACUUAUACAACGUGCUGUAGGUAAGUUCCUGUUUUCCAGUGAAAAUGAAUAAGCAUCCUCGAACAAGAACAAUGUCGACAGGCAACGACUGUGUAGUAUGUGCCCACCCUAUUGACGUGUAUGCUGUUGGACACUGUGACCAUGUUAUCUGCUUUAAGUGUUCAACAAAGAUGAGAUUGCUCUGUAAAGAGAAAUAUUGUCCUGUUUGCCGAAAAGAGUUAAAAAAGGUGAUAUUCUCGUCCAACAAAAAUAAUUUUGUCAACCUCAAUGCUAAAAGGCUAAUUAAAGAGACUCGUUACAAUUUGAAUGUAUUUUUUACUGAUGCUGCUACGGAGACAAAGUUUAUAAAACUGCUGGAACAUCAGUGCCAAAUUUGCCCUAAUAGACCUCCCGAUACUAACUUUCAGAACCUAAAAUCUCACAUACGUAAAGAGCAUGGCAUGUACCAUUGCGAAAUUUGUCUAGAGCAUAACCGAAAUUUUACUAGUGAGUAUAAAGUGUACAGUAGGAAAGACCUGGCCACACACAAGCGCGUUGGGGACGCAAAUGACCGCUCCCACAAAGGCCACCCACUAUGUAAGUUUUGUGACGAACGUUACCUUGAUGAUGAUAAAUUGUUUCACCAUCUGCGUACGGAGCAUUUCUACUGUCACUUGUGUGAGCACCUUCACUCAAAUGAUUUCUAUGACAACUAUAUAGAAUUACGGAAGCAUUUUAAAAGCGACCAUUUCCUAUGUGAAAUAGCAAACUGUAAAAAUGAAGAAUUUACAUCAGUUUUCUCAUCUGAGAUUGACCUAAAAGCACACUGUGCUGUGGCUCAUAAAGAUAUGAAGUCUAAACAACAACAAAAACAAGACCGGCAGAUUAAUUUAGGUUUUCAAUACACAAGGAGACCCCCACCUGCCUCAAGAGGAAGAAGGCCACACAAUCCUCAUCGAUCAGCUGCUGCAUUUGAGGAUUCAAAUGACAUGGAACUAGCAGCAGCCAUGUCACUGUCUAUGAAGGAUGUAGCCCCAGCACCUACAGAGCCAGAUGCUCCGGUUACAAAAGAUCAAAAGCCACCUGUAAAGCAAGAGCCAGCGCAGCCAUCUCUUUCAAACCUCAUAGAAUCUAACCAGUUUCCAGGUUUAGGUGACACAGCUUCAGCUGCACCACCAAAACCAAUCCCGGCUGUUUUAAGGGAAAAGAAACCAGAAGCUGCUGCAGCUCCACUUUGGACACCCAAGUCAAACUACCCAUUACAAAGCAAUAGUACUAAUGACUUUCCUGCUCUAAGUCAACCAACUACUAAACCUAAACCAUUCCUUCAGCCCCAAGCCGUUGCAAAGAAGCCUACAAAACAAAAACAGCCACCUCAAAGUGCGCCCAACUUAAAUUCAAGACAAAAUACGAACUCUGCUAGUUUAAAAAGUGAAGACGAUUUUCCCUCUUUUUCAAAACCAAAACAGCCACUUCAAAAAGGUCCAAACUGGAAAUCCCGACAAAAUGUGAACUCUACGAUCUUAAAAAGUGAAGAGGACUUUCCUUCUUUAGGAGGAACUGCUAAACCAGUUGCACCAUGGAAAACCCAGCAAAAUUCAGUCAUUAAAAAAACAUACAUAAAACCAGUGGCUGUUCAUAACAAAACCUCUACUGUUAAUGCCAAUAAAAAGAAACCAAUAUCUUCGGAAGUAAGACAGAAAAAUCGUUCUGUAGUUGGCUAUGCAGGAAAUUCUAAUGAAGAAUACUCCGAUAGUUUUGUAACAACGUCGCAAAACUUCCAUCGCUCUGACAAAUCAAGUUUAACUAGAAUGGUGCAAGAUACUUCGCUAUUAGAUGAACCGGCACAUUACGAACUGGGCUCAAAUAUAACAGUCACUAAACAGCAGCCAGUAAGUAAGCCAGCUAUGAAGCAAAAGGCAUUUACAAAGGAGGAACAAGACUUCCCAGCUUUGUAUGCAAGUGGGGAAAUACACUGGGCACAUGCGGAGCCUGUUUACCGACAUAACAUACCUUCUCAUUAUACUUACAAUGACCACUACCCAUCUAAUUCACAUACAGACCAGCAACAAAAUGGAACGGAUUUAAAAUUGUCGAACAUUUUUGAUUUCCCUUCAUUAUAACAUGCCUCUUGCUUAUUUAAUGCUCAUCUAUUCAAUUUCUUUCUUCUGUUCUAGACCUUUUCCGAUUGUACUAACUGUUUACAAUAAACUGUUCUAUUGGCUUUUA